AAUUUUCCAGGGAGAUAGCCGCUACGCAACGCGGCUGCCAAAUCAAUAUAGAAAAUGAGCAUAGACGACGUCAUCUAUGUAAUCUGCCUGCUGGCCUGCAUCGGGGCCGGCAAUUAUGUGCGGAAGGUGCGCGAUGAGGCCCAACGCAAAUUGGUAUCUACGGCACUGGGUGUGAUUGUGGUGGUCAUUGUGUCGGGCCCGCUCCACAGCCUGCAUUGCAUUGCAUCCUUGGCCUUGGGCACCGCCAGUGUGCUGCUAGUGCAUCCAAGCAAAUGCCAUUUGGUUACAUUUCUCAUAAUGUUUGGCUACCUGGUGUUCUUCCGGCUGUUUGACUUCUACUGGAGCAUUCCUGGGCACACGAACAUGAUACAAAUGAUACUUACACUUAAGGUCUCGGGUGUUGCCUUUGAAAAAACAGCCGCCUGGAAACGCAUACGCGAAAAGGAUGAACAGGACAAGAACGCUCAGCGGGACGUGAACAGCGAAAGUCCCAUUGAGAUCACCGACUACGAUCUGGAGCUGCAGCAAUUGACAGCCGCUGAAAUAGUGCACUAUAGCUUCAAUUACAUCGGGGUUCUAACAGGCCCCUACUAUCGCUAUCGCACAUAUAGGGACUACUUUGAUAUGCCAUUUAAGACGCAUGCCCCGUGCAUUGAUGCCACCAUUGAGAAGCUCAAAUGUGCCUCCUUCUACUGCGCCCUGUAUCUGGCCACCAACUACGUUUGGCCCCUGGAUUAUGCUUUGAGCGAUGAGUUCUACAAUGAUCGCUCAUUUGUCUACCGGCUGCUGUAUGUGUGGCCCACCUUCUUCACAUUCCGGGCACGAAUCUACACGGGUCUGACCCUCAGUGAGUGCGUCUGCACAAUGGCCGGGUUUGGGGCCUAUCCGGACGAGGCUGAUGCCAACAAUGGCGAGGGACCCCGCAAGCGCUAUCAGCACUUGAAACGCGAUGCCGACAAGCAUACCUACAACUUUACCACGAUUGUCAAUACCCGAGUGAUGGAAGUGGAGCGAUGCUGGACCUUCCGCGAGGGCAUGAAGCACUGGAAUGUCUGCGUGCAGUACUGGCUGGCCGUCAAUGUCUACAAGCUGUUUCCCAGCAAGAAGUACAGAACGGGUGCCACUCUGCUCUGCUCGGCCUACUGGCACGGAUUCCGGCCGGGACACUAUUUCUGCAUCAUGGGCGCUCCCUUCUAUGUCUCCCUGGAGGAUAUGUGGAACAAGCUGGUGCGCAAGGAUGCCACUGGCCCGGUACGGACCGUCAUCGAUGUGCUCUUCUGGAUAUUCAAGUGGUUCGCCUUCAGCUACUUGGGCGUGGCCUUCCUGCUCUCCUCGUUCGGCAACAUUUGGCGUUUCUAUAGCUCUGUGUAUCACAUUGGAUACAUCUGCUGGGCGGCGAUGAUUGGACUCGGCUUUAUCCUCACAAACCAAAGGAAGGCAGCCGAACGUCGCAGGCAGAAGCGUGCAGCUGGUGGAGACACUGCUGCAGUGGAGGAAAAGAAAGCGCAGUGA
Messenger RNA from Drosophila persimilis, 1512 nucleotides. It is a transcript of the gene frj, whose product is annotated as lysophospholipid acyltransferase 7. The transcript is spliced from 6 exons. Gene Ontology annotation, molecular function: lysophospholipid acyltransferase activity. Gene Ontology annotation, biological process: lipid modification; phosphatidylinositol biosynthetic process. The coding region runs from base 55 to 1512 and encodes 485 amino acids. The record is from RefSeq and is a predicted model, not a curated record. NCBI's taxonomy places the organism in Eukaryota, Metazoa, Arthropoda, Insecta, Diptera, Drosophilidae. Gene Ontology annotation, cellular component: mitochondria-associated endoplasmic reticulum membrane contact site; membrane.